AUGAAACGCAGUGUUUAUAAGAGCGGUACAAGAAAAGUCAUAUUUAAAGUGUUUCAAGAGUGUAUGGCCGAAUUUCAGGCGGGAAAGUUUCUUUCCGAUUUAAGUGAUGUUUACGGUCGAACAGCAAAGAUAACUGGUGUUUCUGAAAGCAUAAUUCGGCACAUAGUGGACGACGAUGUAUAUUUUGCCCGUGGAGGAUCUCUAUAUAAUGAUAUAGACAAACUUGUCAUCUCAGUAAGCGAUGAUAGUCCCAGUCAAUCUGAAAAGUCAGAAAUGGACCAAUUUAAUUACGCAAGAGCUUCAGGCAACAUUUCGGGAAUUGAAUACCUCGACUCAGGUUAUUUGGACUCAGAUUAA
Messenger RNA from Parnassius mnemosyne (clouded apollo), 357 nucleotides. The record is from the annotation of a GenBank genome assembly. Lineage: Eukaryota; Metazoa; Arthropoda; Insecta; Lepidoptera; Papilionidae.